Talaromyces stipitatus ATCC 10500 is the source of this 1615-nucleotide messenger RNA. RefSeq lists its product as uncharacterized. The record is from RefSeq and is a predicted model, not a curated record. The coding region runs from base 1 to 1167 and encodes 388 amino acids. Lineage: Eukaryota; Fungi; Ascomycota; Eurotiomycetes; Eurotiales; Trichocomaceae. The transcript has a single exon.
AUGAAUCCAUACGUGAGUUGGGCAAUUGUGCUGUUGGUGGCUGCGGGACUGGGAUAUCACUAUUCAAACGGAUCGAAGGCCAAGAGCAAGGCACCAGUUCGAGUCGUCCCUGAGAAAGUCGAACCGAUCCCCCAAGCCGCUAAGCCAAAGAAACAAAAAGCGCGCAAACAAGCCGAACCCGCAGCGAGCAAGAAACCAGAGGAGAAGAUUCAGGAGAAGCCUGCUUCUACCACCAAGGCAGAAACCGCAAUUGAGGAAGAAGAAGAUAUUGAUAACAAGGAAUUCGCGAGGCGUCUGGCUGCGGCCAGAUCGGGUGUGUCUGUUGGUGAAACAAAGACAAAGGCGUCCAAGGAGAAGCGCUACAAACCAUUGCCCCUUACUCAGGAAACUGCUAGCAGCGAUUUUUCCACUCGCGCUCCGUCCAGCAACGGAGCAGACGCUGAUGAUGACUUGUCUUCGACCGACUUCGUCGCCCCUUCGGGUCGUGACGUUUCCGACAUGCUCGAGAAACCAGCCCCUGGCCCCUCUGUUAUCCGUGUGAUCGGGUCCAUGGAGACUAAGGCGAAGAAACCCAAGGCUCAGCAGGCAUUCAAGCCAGUUGAAACCAAGAAGCAGCGCCAGAACCGCCAGAAGAAUGAGGCUCGCAAGCAAGCUAACCAGGAGGCUGAAGCUGAGCGCCGCAAACUUCUCGAGAAGCAACUCCACACAGCCCGCGAAGCAGAGCGCCGCGAAGCGAGCCGCAAACAAUCUGCAACCUCUCCUCCAAGCAAUGCCUGGGCCAAUACCAAUGGCCGCAGCGCGGCUCCCGCUCCUGCAGCCAACGGCGCUCUACCCUUACUUGAUACCUUUGAACCAACCGCUCCAGCGGCUGCUAGUGGAAGCUCCACGGGCGCAUGGUCCAACAAUCUGCCUACAGAAGAUGAACAAAUGCGUAUUCUUGGCGUGACUGCCGAGGAGGAUUGGACUACUGUGUCGUCAAAGAAGGGCAGAUCAAAGAAGAAAGCCAAGGGAGACGAGAGUGCCAAUGAAGCUAGUGCUUCUGAGGCUAGUUCCUCUUUUGAACACGAGACCACACCACAGCCAGUGGAGUGGGUUGCGCCAAAGGUCGCACAGGUCCCAAUUCCUCGUGGCAAGAACCACCCUCUUGACUCGGACUGGGCUGCAUAAUUGCGACAGGAUAAUACCAAGAGACGGUAUCGACUUUAAUUUCUUUGUGUGUACACUUUAGGAAAUCAAAACAGGCGCUUAAAUCAUUGGGUGGUAUGUUUUUUUAUUGAUUUAUUGACUUGCUGGAAAACGAGAACAGGAAUUUGGACACGCUUGUCAUGCAUAUGAACAAGUUGCCCAGAGCUGUUGUAUUCUCUUUAUUCCCUUUAUUGUAUUCUUGCUCUUCUUUUGUGUGUAAGUAUAAGCUCGUUCUUUAUUUGAGCUACAAUCAAUACCCUGGACUUUGUGUGAGUUUUCUAAUAGUUUAGAGUAAUCUGGACACAGUCCAGAUCUUCAUGUGAACAUCGUCCGUGUCACUGUCUGUCCAGAUGUAGAUCUGGACCCGCUACUCUAUCUGUAAGAGAGUCCGGACCCAGUUAUCAGAUCAUAUGACAGUAUACAGCAGUCG